CCAUUAAAAACUAUAAAAAUCCCAUGCCCUUUGUGUUUUGUGAUGCAAAGAGCCGUAGGCUCCUUUUCAGAAUAUGAAAUAAUAAUAUCGGCUCUGUGUGUCUUAGUAUAAAGCCCUCCCUCCCCUUAGUUGAGAAUUACAGCCCAGGACCCUUAGAGAUUAAUGCCAUGGCUUUAAACAUGUGGCAGAAACUACAGGUGGCGCUAGGUUGGUGUCUAAGCUUGCAAGGCUCUUUCUGCCCUUAGAUCAUGGUAAAAAAGAGGUGGUCAGAGCACAUGGGGCCCCGCCUAGGGAGCAGGGAGGGGCCUAUUUGCCACAUAAUUAGUUUCCUUCCUCCUAGGGUUUCAUGCCAGAGGUGUGAACAGAAUGAACAAUUAAUAAAACUCUAACUCCAGGGAGCUGGGUUCUAGCUGGGAAAAUAGGAACAGGCUGUUGAACCAACAAGCAGACCCGCUCCACAGAUACAUUCGCACCCACACACCGUCCACAGCCUGUCUCGCCUGCCCUUCAUACCAGACCUGUCAGAGCCUCAAGCUGGAGCUGUGCCGAGUGCAGCAUCCGAUAAAUGUCCCAGAAUGACUGAUACACACCUGCCUUGUGGAGCCUAGAGCUCACCACUGUGCCUGCCAGUCACUCACACCCUCCUCCUUUCCCCGAGUCCUACACUGUCUCUUUCAGGGCCCCACGUGAUAGCUAUGUCCAGUGUCCUACAAAGGGUUCUGACUGGUUCUAUUCAAUGUCCCAUCCCCAGGGAAGGGAGGGGAGCUGAGACAGACAGACAUGAGGCUUGUCCUGUUGUGGCCACCAAGCACAAGUCUUGGAUGGCAAAUAAUGAGGAGCCAGGAACUGUCCCUGCCUGGCUACGGUUGAAUGACUUAGCUUCUUUUACCCCCCUCCCCACUCCCCAGCUCCUUUCAUAUUAGAAGCUGAUGCCCCUCCCUGUACCUCAUCAAUAGCCCUGUCUUUUCCCAGGCCCUCUGCCUUCUCCUGUCACAAGCACUUGGUCCUGGGUCUGUUUGCUCCUUGUUCCUUGUGGCAUGUUUUGUUCCCAGUGUGACCGAGCUCAAGUGCAAUCUUUAUCUUCCUUGUGACUGGUGCCCCAGCCAGCAAGCUGCACACACAGGUCGUUCAUGGAAUAAACAGGUUCACCUGCUGACUCCCACCUACCCCACAACACACCAGCAGCCCUGCCUGUGUCUCCCACGCCACCAUGCUAACCCUGUAUUCUUGUCCCAGCAGACCUUCCUGGGCUCUGGGCACUGCUAUUCCAUUUCAAGGCCCAGCAUCCUCCUUCCCCUCUUUACAGCUCCCUUUUGUCUAGCACCACCCUUAUACAGCUCUGCCUCCUGCUGGGCCCUCUGCUGAAGGGCUGUCCAGCCAGAGCCAGGAAGCUUCAGUCCUGGAUCAGAGAAUUCCAGAUUGAGGAAGGGUGAAGGUGGAGACGGAAGUGGGGCACACAGAAGGGAGUCUCCUGAAGUUUGGGCCAGAAAACAGUGGAAGGGUGUGCGUAUGACGUGUUCAGGAAAGCCUUGAGUUUAGCCAGAGAGGGUCUGGCCUUUCCCCUUCGACUCCUAUCAACCUAUAGGUUAGCACCCAGGGGGGCCACCGCCAGAAUGAGACUCCUAAUCAUAUCUGGAAGCCCCUGUUAGGUGACAUAAAUUUUAAUUACCGUUCUUUUAGGAGUUGAGGUUGUCACCAGGGGAGUAUGCUAAGGUUCCAGAAGGAACCUAGCUAGUCCUGUGGCCUUUCCCACCUUGAGUUUUACUAGGCAGAACCUCUCUUCCCUACCGCCCAUCCUUGCAUCAUUUAAACUGGAGCAAAAUCGCAACUUGUCUGCCAGAAGAGCUGGGGUUAACAAUGGGGCUCCCCGAUUCACUGCCCACCAUAGUUCAGAUUCCCGUAGUGCGUACCCUCUGUGCCCCUUCCCUUGUUGGGCUGAGCUGGGCACUGCUGAGUGCUGUCCUAUGGGGUGGUAACACUGACGAGAAAGGAACAUCCCGUCAUACUGUCUCGUGCUCCUCACUCUCUGGUGUCUCUUCCUCUGGUGUCGGUUGACUUGUCUCUGCCUCUCCUCCUUCUGGCCGCAUGAGGACCCUCUCCUCUGGACAGAAGCUCUCUUCUGGCUUCCAGCCCGCUGUGCCUGCUCACGGCCAUCAUCUAGGUGACUGUUUAUCGGGUAGACGAGGCUGGGGCCGGUUCCACGCACUGCCUCUUCCCACAGGCCGAGCACGCUGGAGUCCGCACCUACUUCUUCAGCGCUGAGAGCCCUGAGGAGCAAGAGGCCUGGAUCCAGGCCAUGGGCGAGGCUGCUCGGGUACAGAUCCCUCCAGCCCAGAAGUCAGUGCCUCAGCCUGUGCGGCACAGCCACGAGAAGCCAGACUCGGAGAACAUUCCACCCAGCAAAGCUCAUCAGCAGCCACCUCUCAACAGUCUCCCCAAGCCAGAGCCUGAGGCCAAGACUCGAGGGGAGGGGGACGGCAGAGGCUGCGAGAAGGCCGAGAGAAGGCCCGAGAGGCCUGAAGUCAAGAAAGAGCCUCUAGUGAAAGCCAAUGGCCUUCCAUCUGGACCUGAAUCAGCCUCAGAGCCUGGCAGUCCUUACCCUGAUGGCCCAAGGGUCCCUAGAGGUGGAGAACCACCCUCCCAGCCCAAUGGCUGGCAGUAUAACUCCCCAAGCCGACCAGGGAGCACGGCUUUCCCCCCUCAUGAUGGGGACACUGGGGGGAACCGGCGGAGCUUUCCACCGCGCACUGACCCCGACAAAAUUGCCCAACGCAAAAGCUCCAUGAAUCAGCUUCAGCAGUGGGUGAACCUGCGCCGUGGGGUGCCCCCACCCGAAGACCUUCGGAGUCCUUCAAGGUUCUACCCCGUGUCCCGCCGGGUCCCUGAGUAUUACAGCCCCUACUCCUCCCAGUACCCCGAGGAUUACCAGUACUACCCACCUGGAGUGCGACCAGACAGCAUCUGCUCCAUGCCAGCCUACGACAGGAUCAGUCCGCCCUGGGCCCUGGAGGACAAGCGCCACUCCUUCCGCAAUGGGAGCGGACCCACUUACCAGCUUCGUGAAUGGAAGGAGCCCGCCAGCUAUGGGCGUCAGGAUGGCACUGUUUGGAUCCCCAGCCCCUCCCGGCAGCCUGUCUAUUAUGAUGAGCUGGAUGCUGCCUCUGGCUCCCUGCGACGCCUGUCCUUACAACCCCGUUCCCACUCUGUGCCCCGCUCACCCAGCCAGGGCUCGUACAGUCGUGCCCGAAUCUACUCCCCCGUGCGCUCACCUAGUGCCCGUUUUGAUCGACUACCACCUCGCAGCGAGGACAUCUAUGCAGACCCUGCUGCCUAUGUCAUGAGGCGUUCCAUCAGCUCCCCAAAGUAUGAUUACCUGGGAGACAGGCGGCCAGUCCCUGCAGGACUGUUCCCCUACAACUACCCACCAUCCCCCACGGUCCACGAUAAGAUGGAUGAACUGUUAGAUCUUCAGUUGCAAAGAAACCUAGAGUAUUUGGACCAGCAGGUCCCUGCAUACCCAGAGGUGUUCCGGGAUGGCCUCCACACCUUCAAGUUAAACGAGCAAGACACGGAUAAGCUUCUGGGCAAGCUGUGUGAACAGAACAAGGUGGUGCGGGAGCAGGACCGGCUGGUGCAACAGUUGCGAGCAGAGAAGGAGAGCCUGGAAAGUGCCUUGAUGGGAACCCACCAGGAGCUGGAGAUGUUUGGAAGCCAGCCCGCCUACCCAGAGAAGCUGCUGCACAAGAAGGAGUCUCUCCAAAACCAGCUCAUCAACAUCCGGGUGGAACUGUCACAGGCCACUACGGCACUGACCAACAGCACAGCGGUGUAUGAGAACCUCGAGUCUGAGGUCUCUGCCCUGCACGACGACCUCUGGGAACAGCUCAACUUGGACAUCCAGAAUGAGGUGCUCAAUCGGCAAAUUCAGAAGGAGAUCUGGAGGAUCCAAGACGUGAUGGAAGGGCUGAGGAAGAACAACCCAUCUCGGGGCACGGACACGGCCAAGCACAGGGGAGGACUCAGCACCUCAGCCACCUAUAACUCCAACAGCCCAGCCAGCCCUCUCAGCUCUGCCAGCCUUACCAGUCCCCUGAGCCCCUUUUCAAUGGUGUCUGGUUCUCAGGGAUCUCCAACCAAACCAGGGUCCAGUGAGGAACCUGGCCCACCUCGGCCACCCCUCCCCAAAGCCUACGUCCCCCUGGACUCUCCUCCCACCGUCCCUCCACUCCCUAAUGAGAGCCGCUUCUGGCCAUACCCCAGCUCCCCUUCCUGGCAUCACAGUGGCGAGACAGCCAGGGGUCAGACCAAAACAGGCUAUGAGUCAAGCAAGAAAGACCCCGACCAGACAUCACUCCUGGAUACCCCCAGAGACAUCAGCCUCGUGCCCACCAGACAAGAGCUGGAGGCAGAGAAGCAGGCAGCUCUCAACAAAGUUGGCAUCGUGCCCCCUCGGACAAAAUCUCCUGCUGAAGAAGAGAUGACGCCGUCAGGAGUGGUGAGAAGGACCACCAAUGGCCUCACUAAUGGCCUCUCCUCUCGGCAGGAGCGCCCCAAGAGUGCUGUGUUCCCUGGAGAGGGCAAGGUGAAGAUGAGCGUGGAGGAGCAGAUGGACCGGAUGAGGCGGCAUCAGAGCGGCUCAGUGAAGGAAAAGCGGAGGAGCCUGCAGCUCCCAGCCAGCCCUGCCCCUGAACCUAGCACCCGGCCUGCCUACAAAGUGGUGCGCCGUCACCGCAGCAUCCAUGAAGUGGACAUCUCCAACCUGGAGGCAGCCCUGAGGGCUGAGGAACCUGGUGGCCAGGCCUAUGAGACGCCACGGGAGGAGAUCGCCCGGCUUCGCAAAAUGGAGCUGGAACCCCAGCACUACGAUGUGGACAUCAGUAAGGAGCUCUCCACUCCAGACAAAGUCCUCAUUCCUGAACGGUACAUUGACCUGGAACCAGACACUCCCUUGAGCCCCGAGGAGUUGAAGGAGAAGCAGAAGAAAGUGGAGAGGAUCAAGACACUCAUUGCCAAAUCCAGUAUGCAGAACGUGGUGCCCAUCGGCGAGGGGGACUCUGUGGACAUGCCCCAGGACUCAGAGAGCCAGCUGCAGGAGCAGGAGAAGCGGAUUGAAAUCUCCUGUGCCCUGGCGACCGAGGCCUCCCGCAGGGGCCGCAUGCUGUCUGUGCAAUGUGCCACCCCAAGCCCUCCCACCUCCCCUGCUUCCCCGACUCCACCAAUCAACCCCCUACCGUCUGAACGCCCACGGGGCGCCGACAGCAGCCAUACCAUGCGGGUCUGAGCUCUGACUGCAAGCCCUGGCUGAGGCCAAUGCUGUGAUGCUCCACAGAGCCACCUUCUGAUAGCACACCUGGGACUCUGGCUCCUCAUCCUGGCCCCCUGCCCUCGCACCUGGGAAGCCAGGCUGGGAUCCAGGGCUGCUUCGGAAAGGAGCAUGGAUGCCUUCAAAUCCACAUCUGCUGCCCUCACCCUGAAGCCUGCACUGUCAUGCCGUGGAUGGCAAUGCCAAGGUGUCAUCCUCUCUGAUGCCCCAGUCACAGAGAGCUCAAGUGCAGUUCUGGAUGGCAUUGUGUGGCCCUCCUACACCGUCCCCUGAUGGAGACCGUGUUCUGGUGGGGAGCAUGCCCUCAGCUAUGGGUGAGGACUGGGAGUGAAGACAGGACAGACUGUAUCCCUUGGAACCCACAGCACAGUGAGAGACCGACUCUUGCCAUCGUCUUCCUCCCCUUCAGUCCCAGCUGCCUCAGCGAGGCCCAAGGCUUUGACACAGCAAUGCUGAUGAGUUCCCUGGAGACCAGCUGCCCUGCUUGAGCCAAAGAGAAGAUGAGGAGUGCUAGGGGGAGGCCCCCAGGCUCCUGGAGGGGUCGGGUGUGGUGUGGAUAGAAGACAGCAGGUCUGUGCAGUGUCUGAGGGCAGGUCGGAAGCGGGAGCAGACAGAAGAAGAGAGAGGCUUGGAGACUGAAGGAAGGGAAAGUCGGACGCUUUCCACAGGCAACGAGGAUGUAAGGAAGGAGGGAAAUGGAAGGGAGAGUAGAAAUGGCUUCCCUAGAGUGGAGCCUCCAGUUCAUGCCAAGUCGAGGGCCUGACUAUCACCCCUGUACUUUCACAUCUUCCUCAGAAGCAGGUGGCUCCAGGAGGACUCGCUAGGCACACAGCUGCCUCAGCUGAGGUGCUUGGUAGCAAGGUGUGGAGGAAGGGGAUGUUGGAUGAGACAGCCUGGGAUGUGGUCCAUCUGUCUCGAGGCCUGCUGUUUGUAUCUCUCCUAGGGUCAGGGGCAGAGAGGACUGUCUUACUGUCUGUCCUGACUGUCUGUCAGCCUUGGAGCCUUACCUAGCCAGUUUCUUGACCUAUUUAAACCUGGAGAGUGCUGUGGGCCAGCUGAGGGUUAACCCUGGGAGUAGGGGAUGUGAGGCCAGGUUCUAGGUCCUUACUCCUCAUCUCAGGCAUCCAGAGCAGGACCAGAGGCUGGGUUUUCUCACAACCCACCUACCCAGGGAGGACAGGUCAGGGAGAGACAGGAGCAGAGCAUAGUCUUCCUCUAUUCCACCUACUGUGAGUGAAUGUAGCCAGAGUGCAGUGAAGGAAGGCCAGCUGCAGACACUGAUCUCCAGCCCUGCUCUGCAAGACUAGCCCAGAGACUUCAGCCUGCGCAUCAGUGGUCCCAAGAAACAGCUGCAUCAUCUCCCAUCUAUCCAUCGCUGCUCCUUCAUGGGCUGGGACAGUUACUGGUUCAUAUGCAAGUAAAGAUGACAAUUCAUUCAACAAAUACUAGUCAAGCACUUUUUGUGUAUUAGGUACUGCUCUAGGUGCUUAGCAUAUUGUCUUGCUUCUGAGAGACUGGAUUGGGAGGAUUCCACCUGUAGUCACUCUGUCAGGCUUCUGGAAAGUGCCCCUUGGUGACAUUCCCUGUCUACAUAGUCCAAGCACCCAAAACCUGUCCUUUCUUCCUUAAAGGUGAUAGUGGGAUUAGCUCCCAGGUUAGCCUCUCUGUCCAUACCCUGUUCCACAAGAAACAAAGUUUUUAGAGCUUCCCCUGUGUUUAUCUCUCCUUUUUUAAAAAAAAAUAUGGUAUUUUUAGAAAUACACGUUAAAUCCCAAGAAAUGUCUGCGCCUUCUCCACCACUCUCAUCCCGUAUUCCUUCAUAAAGCUGGCUCUUUAUGUUGCUUUACAUGCCUUAAUAUAUGUUUUAUGGAAGUGAUCAUGUCAUGGUUACCCAUGUAAUAUCUGUCUAUGUAUUUGUCUGGAUGUCAAUCCUUUAUCAGCUCCCGCCCAGAUCCAUUUUCUGUCCAUGCCUUUCUCAGCAUGUAGAAACCAUGCCCCUUACCUUUUUGAUCCAAAGAAGGGGACAGAAAAGACUUAUUCUAAGGUAGACCUACUUUAUGCUUUUGUUUAAAAGCAUAUAUAUUUCCAGAAUGCGCAAUGUCUGGAAGGGAUUGGUGAUCUGUGAGGAGACUGAGGUGGUUGUCCCUAGCCUGGGUCCCUGUCCUUCCCUUUGCCCCAGUGGCUUCCUUCCCAUUACCCAGUCAUUGUAAAGGACUGGUCCUCAGGCUCAUCCCGACUGCAUCCUGCAGGAGCAGGACAUUCCUUUGAAAGUCCUGGUCAAAGAAUUUGACUUCGCGGUCGACUUUGGAAGGCAGUCUAAGGGCUGUCGGGCAUGUGAAUCUCCUGAAGGAAGUGUUUAUAACUGCAGUCGUGCAGUCCUCACACGGGCCCCUGGACCACCUACCCCCCACAUCCCUCUGCGAGAAAAGGCCAGGUUGCUGGCAGUGUAUGCUAGCCAGUUUGAAGGAAGUCAGUCUGCUCCCUGACAGACCCGAGACCCAGAGAAAGUGCUUGGGAUCCUCUGUGUUUUUCGGUGAUGGCUGUGGCUCCCAGGCCUCUCAUAGCUUUCUCUCGAGCCCACUCUGUGUCACACCCAGCUCCCUCUAGGCCUUUUCUUUCUGGGAAUCUUUAUGGCACAUCGGUCUGGCAUCCAGACUUGAAGCCUCAUUCUUGAUUGGGGAGGGCCCUACAGUCAAUGUCACAUCUUAGUCUUUCUCAAGAAGAAACCCGCAGUGUGUUGGCAAAACUGUGGGCUGGAGUUCAGGCCUGUGCUAGCUCAGCCUUCCAAACUUGCUUCCUGACAGGUGAAGUGAGCAAGGAGGUUCUAGCCUUUCAAGGACUGGGGCAGGAUGGAGUCCUCACCCCAGGUCUGAACUGAUAUGUCUGGGAAUUUUACAGCACUUCCGGCCAGCCUUUGAUACCUGACCUCCAACUCUGGCAUUCGUUGGCCCUCCUCCCAGCCUCGAGCCUCUUGCUAUGAAUGAACAGGGCCCAGAUAUAAGCCCCGGGUAAGCACCCCUCCUAGGGUACCCGCAUAGGGCCUUCCCAAUGAACGCAUUACCUCCUCCACCAAAAUCCAAGAGGCUGCGAUCAAAUACUGCUACUGUCACUUUAAAGACUUCUGAGGAAACCAGCUUGCAAGUGGCAAGUGUGCUCUCUUGCCUUUGUGAAAGGCAUGUUCUUGGGGGCAGGGCUACUUCUGCAAGAUGGAACCCCUUCCUUCCCUCUUAGGCACCCUCCUCCUGGCAGCUCUUAAAACUAAGGAAAAAUACUAUAUAUAAAUAUAUAUAUAUAUACAUAUCUAUUUAUGCAUAUAUUUGGGGCCAAUUUGAUUUGCUAGUGUUAGACAAUAAACCAUACAAGGACAUUUAUGAUCUCAGUGUCUUUAUUUAGUAUGAAAGUGACCUUAGACAAAGAGUUAAGGUUAGAUGAGCAGCAUCUCUGUUGGGACCACACGGCUGUAGCAUCCCUUGAGCAUCUAUCUAGCCCAUCAUCCUCCGCUGGAGGAUGCGCCUGGAGAGGUAGGUGAGAGCUUGCUCCCUCCUCUCAGUGGCAGUCUCACCAGGUUAGGUACUAAAGAACCCGAUGAGCUCUGCAUUUGUAUCCUGCAAGUUUGUAUAAACCAAUGCUGGAAAUAAAAUGAAUGGUUUGUA
Molecule: messenger RNA, 8976 nt
Organism: Arvicola amphibius (Eurasian water vole)
Lineage: Eukaryota; Metazoa; Chordata; Mammalia; Rodentia; Cricetidae
Gene: Plekha6
Product: pleckstrin homology domain containing A6
Exons: 21
Coding region: 2297-5281 (994 amino acids)
Source: RefSeq, a predicted model, not a curated record